Messenger RNA from Cotesia glomerata, 717 nucleotides. RefSeq names its product coiled-coil-helix-coiled-coil-helix domain-containing protein 10, mitochondrial (gene Chchd2). The record is from RefSeq and is a predicted model, not a curated record. The transcript is spliced from 3 exons. Gene Ontology annotation, cellular component: nucleus; mitochondrion. Gene Ontology annotation, biological process: mitochondrion organization. NCBI's taxonomy places the organism in Eukaryota, Metazoa, Arthropoda, Insecta, Hymenoptera, Braconidae. The coding region runs from base 121 to 579 and encodes 152 amino acids.
UCUGACAUUAUCGACAAAGUUCAGCUGAAGCGUGAGAGUAAGCCCUCAGUUUUAACGUGAAUACUGAAGAGAAUACUUCAAUAAUAAACUUUAAACUUAAUCUAAUCAAAUCGGAUAAUCAUGCCACGACGAGGACGUGCAUCUGGACCUCCACCAAGGACAGUUCGACCAGCAGCUAGAGCUUCACCAGCUCCAGCUCCAGCAGCAAGAGCUGCACCACCACCAUCUUCGGUGCCAGCACAUGCCCCACCAUCUGCACCAUCUCCAAUGAUGGCCCCGUCUCAAGGGCCAUCAUUGAUGGGACAAAUGGCAGCUACUGCUGGAGGAGUCGCUAUUGGACACACUCUUGGACACGCUAUGACUGGAUUAUUCUCUGGAAACUCCAGCGAAGCUGCUGCUGCUGCACCAGCUGCUGUUCCCGCAGCAGCUCCUCAGCAGAGCAUAGCAUCCACUCCUGGUGGCGCAUGUGCCUGGGAAGUUAAGCAAUUCUUGGAGUGCGCUCAGACUCAAUCAGACCUCACACUCUGUGACGGUUUCAACGAGGCUCUACGCCAGUGCAAGAUGGCUAAUCACAUCUAAAGUCAUAGUAAUUCUUAGGACAUAGACACAACACAUCAACAAUAAAGAUUAUAAAGAUCUAAAAAUGCUGACUAUUCGUAAUUGUUAUAAUUGGAGUUCUGUAAUAGAAUUUGGAGAAUAAAAUUUAGUUAAAAUUAA